GCGACGACGGCGGCGGCGGCUGCGGAGGCCACUGAGGUGCUGACUGGGUGGCUGCCGGCUGUUUUAGUCUCGAGUAGCUUCGGUACGGCCACUCAUAUCUCCCGUAGCCGCGAGCUACCGGGCUCGGCCUGCCUGUGAGCUGACGCGGGUGCCCUCGGGAGCGGCGACCGCGGAUAGGUUAAGAGUGGGGGCAGGGGCAGGCGCGCGAACAGCCCAAAGCCAGAGAGGGAGCUCAAACCCGGCUGUCUUGAACCAUGUCCGACGAGGCGUCGGCCACUACUUCCUAUGAGAAGUUUCUCACCCCCGAGGAACCCUUCCCGCUCCUGGGACCCCCUCGUGGCGUGGGCGCCUGCUCCAGCGAGGAGCCAGGUUGUCUGGACAUCAGCGACUUCGGGUGCCAGCUGUCCUCCUGCCACCGCACCGAUCCGCUCCAUCGCUUCCACACCAACAGGUGGAACCUAACUUCUUGUGGAACAAGCGUUGCCAGCUCAGAAUGCAGUGAGGAGCUGUUUUCAUCUGUUUCUGUCGGAGAUCAAGAUGAUUGCUACUCCCUGUUAGAUGAUCAAGACUUUACCUCUUUUGAUUUAUUUCCUGAAGGGAGUGUCUGCAGUGAUGUCUCUUCUUCUAUUAGCACCUACUGGGAUUGGUCUGAUAGUGAGUUUGAAUGGCAGUUGCCAGGCAGUGACAUCACCAGUGGGAGUGAUGUACUUUCUGACGUCAUACCCAGUAUUCCAAGUUCACCUUGCCUGCUUCCUAAGAAGAAAAACAAGCACAGGAAUUUAGAUGAACUUCCUUGGAGUGCAAUGACAAAUGAUGAGCAGGUGGAAUAUAUUGAGUAUUUGAGUCGGAAAGUCAGUACUGAGAUGGGCCUCCGAGAGCAACUUGAUAUUAUUAAAAUCAUUGAUCCUUCUGCUCAAAUUUCACCUACAGACAGUGAGUUUAUUAUUGAACUUAACUGUCUCACAGAUGAAAAACUGAAGCAGGUCAGAAACUAUAUCAAGGAGCAUAGUCCUCGUCAACGGCCUGCAAGAGAGGCCUGGAAGAGAAGCAACUUUAGUUGUGCAAGCACCAGUGGAGUAAGCGGUGCCAGUGCCAGUGCCAGCAGCAGCAGUGCCAGCAUGGUCAGUUCUGCAAGCAGCAGUGGGUCCAGUGUUGGAAACUCUGCUUCAAACUCCAGUGCCAACAUGAGUCGAGCACACAGUGACAGCAACCUGUCUGCAAGUGCAGCAGAGCGGAUUCGGGAUUCAAAAAAGAGAUCCAAGCAGCGGAAGUUACAGCAGAAGGCCUUCCGCAAAAGGCAACUGAAGGAGCAGAGGCAGGCCCGGAAGGAGAGGCUCAGUGGGCUUUUCCUUAAUGAAGAAGUGCUGUCCUUGAAAGUGACAGAGGAAGACCAUGAAGCAGAUGUUGACGUUCUGAUGUAAUAAGAAUGAUUCUAUGAGCAUUCUUUCCAAGCAUUAUUCUAUCUUUAUUAGUUUACAUGCAUCUUGGCCAAAAUUUUGGUUAGGGUUUUGCUGGUGUACCUUUAACAGUUUAAACCAGUGGUUCUAAGAGAGUGGUCCCAGGACCUGCAGCUUCAGCAUCACUCAACAACUUGUUAGAAAUGCAUGCUAUUGGUUCUACUUCAGACCAAUCAAACCACAAGAGUGGCAGCAUAAUUGUGUUUUGUUUUAACCAGUGUCAGAUUAUUCUGGUACACAUUUUGGUUUAAGAACCAUUGGUUUAAAUAAGUGUUUUGACCAUUUAAACUUUAUGGUGGGAUUUUUCAAAGACUAGUAUUUCUACAAUUUUAGAGAUUUCAAAGUACUGACAAGUAGUUUAUUAUAUCAGUGUGUGUACAUGUGUAGGGAUCGUAAUUCAGUUCCCUUAAUGUCAAUAUUUCUUAGUUUACUUUUUCUAAAAGGCCAUAGCAUAAUUUUCAAUUCCAGAUGGAAAUCUGUAUGGAAGUGAGUGUGCACACAAAGUUCAAUUGCUGUUUACAAUAGUGCCUUUAUUAGGUUUUGUUCUGUUUCCACUCAUUAGUAACUCAAGGGUAUAAGAAUUGGCCCAAAUCUUUUCUCAGUUUGAUUUGCCUCUGUUUUUCUCCUUCCGUAAAAAUCGGAAUUCUUUCUGUAAGUGAUAACUACUGAAGAAAUGAUGUUACUAGUAGCUGAAUUUUAGACUGACGGCUAGGCUGAUUAAUAUUGAAAUGGACACUGCAAUAUGCUAAACAAUAACUAUUCCCCUUUUCAAUUGCUUUCUGAAAUUUUAGGCUGUAAAAUGAUCCUAAAGACCUAAAUUGAUUGAUCUCUCUUCUCUGUCUAAAUUAUUUUGGUAGGUUUU
This is a messenger RNA of Dipodomys spectabilis (banner-tailed kangaroo rat), 2319 nucleotides long. Its product is annotated as protein FAM199X. The record is from RefSeq and is a predicted model, not a curated record. Bases 255 to 1421 code for a protein of 388 amino acids. The transcript is spliced from 6 exons. NCBI's taxonomy places the organism in Eukaryota, Metazoa, Chordata, Mammalia, Rodentia, Heteromyidae.